AUGUCCGGUAAGCGAGCAAACGAAGCCCAUGGAGGAUUUGGAGUGUCUAAUGGCCCGAGCAGCAGCGCCAAAGGCCUUGGAUCGAAUACACGACGUGAAGAGGCCUGGCUAAUGUUUGGAGCUUUCCUUCAGAAAAUUAUCAAAGAGUGUACGUGUGAGAAGAGAGUCUUUUGGAGCAUUUGGAGCAUAUGGGACGUGAGGAGCAGGAAGGACUUGGCACAUGGACGCAGCUCAACUGGAUACGCAAAGGAAGAAGGAGGAAGCCAUCUUGAAGACCAGCUCGACCAUCUACUCGACCAACCGGUCGAGUUCCUCAACUCGACCGGCCAAGCUUCAACUCGAUCGAGCUGA
This is a messenger RNA of Microthlaspi erraticum, 351 nucleotides long. The record is from the annotation of a GenBank genome assembly. Lineage: Eukaryota; Viridiplantae; Streptophyta; Magnoliopsida; Brassicales; Brassicaceae.